This is a messenger RNA of Schistosoma mattheei, 312 nucleotides long. Lineage: Eukaryota; Metazoa; Platyhelminthes; Trematoda; Strigeidida; Schistosomatidae. The record is from the annotation of a GenBank genome assembly.
AUGCAUUAUCAUCAAUGUCUGGUAACUUUUAUUAGUACAAUUGUAUUACUGACAAUCGUACAUGAUGUAACAGGUUCUGGUUUCUGGGAAGAGGAAACUACUACAACUUCAACAACGCCUACGGGUUCAGCCAACUCCAUGAGACUGUCUUGGAUAACCAUUUCAUCAAUCUCCAUGAUAGUGAUUGGACUGACCAAUGGUCAUUUAAGAAGAUUCAUCUUCUAGAAUAUGACAAUCGUUGACUACAACAGAAGCUCAUUUUGUAUGUUACAUUACUAGUAUUCCUUAAAAAAUACAGAAAUACUUUGUUGU